Molecule: messenger RNA, 1465 nt
Organism: Pseudopodoces humilis (Tibetan ground-tit)
Lineage: Eukaryota; Metazoa; Chordata; Aves; Passeriformes; Paridae
Gene: RPS6KB2
Product: ribosomal protein S6 kinase B2
Biological process (GO): signal transduction; protein phosphorylation
Molecular function (GO): protein serine/threonine kinase activity; ATP binding
Source: RefSeq, a predicted model, not a curated record
GGGCGCCGUCAUGGCGGGGGUGUUCGACAUCGACCUGGAGACCGAGGAGGGCAGCGACGGGGACGAGCCCGAGCUGGGCGCCGACAUGGAGCUGGAGCCACGGGGGAACGGCCUGGAGCCGGUGGGACACUAUGAAGAGAUCGAGAUUUCCGAGAGCAGCGUCAACAAUGGCCCCGAGCACAUCGGCCCCCACUGCUUCGAGCUGCUCCGCGUCCUGGGCAAGGGUGGCUACGGCAAGGUGUUCCAGGUGCGCAAAGUGCAGGGCACCAACACGGGGAAGAUCUUCGCCAUGAAGGUCCUGAAGAAGGCCAAGAUCGCCUGCAACGCCAAGGACACAGCGCACACCCGGGCAGAGAGGAACAUCCUGGAGGCCGUCAAGCACCCCUUCAUCGUUGACCUCAUCUACGCCUUCCAGACGGGCGGCAAGCUCUACCUCAUCCUGGAGUGCCUCAGCGGUGGAGAGCUCUUCAUGCAGCUGGAGCGGGAAGGGAUCUUCCUGGAGGACACUGCCUGUUUCUACCUGAGCGAGAUCACGCUGGCACUAGGUCACCUGCAUUCCCAUGGGAUCAUCUACCGGGAUCUUAAGCCAGAGAAUAUCAUGCUCAACAGCCAAGGUCACAUCAAGCUGACAGACUUCGGGCUGUGCAAGGAGUCCAUCCAUGACGGAGCCGUCACCCACACCUUCUGCGGCACCAUUGAGUACAUGGCCCCUGAGAUCCUGGUGCGGAGCGGGCACAACAGGGCGGUGGACUGGUGGAGCCUGGGCGCCCUGAUGUACGACAUGCUCACCGGAUCGCCACCGUUCACCGCCGAGAACCGCAAGAAGACCAUCGACAAGAUCCUCAAGGGGAAGCUGGUGCUGCCGCCCUACCUGACACCCGAUGCUCGUGACCUCCUCAAAAAGUUCCUCAAGCGGAACCCCAGCCAGCGGGUUGGGGGGGGCCCCGGUGACGCAGCCGAUGUGCAGAAACAGCCCUUCUUCCGCCACAUCAACUGGGAGGACCUGCUGGCGCGCAGGCUGGAUCCCCCCUUCAAACCCUGCCUGCAGUCAGAGGAGGACGUGAGCCAGUUCGACACCCGCUUCACCCGCCAGACCCCCGUGGACAGCCCCGACGACGCUGCCAUCAGCGAGAGCGCCAACCAGGCCUUCCUGGGUUUCACCUACGUAGCCCCCUCUGUGCUGGAGAGCAUCAAGGAGGGGUUCUCCUUCCAGCCCAAGGUGCGCUCCCCCCGGCGCCUCAACAGCAGCCCCCGCACCCCCGUCAGGUACUGGGGCACAGGGGGGUCGGGGGAUGCUUUGGGGUGGGGGGCUUUGGGGUGGGGCUUUGGGAUGGGGGUUUCAGGGUGGGCACCAAGGUGGGGACAGGGGACAGGGCUGGGGUUGCGGGGUGGGCGCAUAGAGGGUGGGGCGACUCUACCUGCCCCAUCCUGGGAGUACCGAGAGACUGUGUGGGCAGUGGGGUGA